UAAACAGGUUUCAAUAGGAACAGUUAUGGUCACAUUAGUUCACAUUAACGAACAUAACAAUAUAGUCUCAAGGGUUUCUUUAUAAUCCUCCCCUAACCUCCACCACGACUCCAUUAAGGGUUAAACUUAUAUUUAGCGGACGAGUAAUGUACGUUGUCCACAAAACCAACUUUAAUUUGGAGAAAAGUGACCGUGUUUAAGUUACCGGGAUUCUUUGGUCAUCGCUCUGAUGUGGAACAAAAAACGGGAAUUCCACUGGCGAGCAUGAUAUAAACGCGUACCCAUGUCUACAAGAGACAAGUCUUCGUCAGUGAAGUGUAGACGUAAAACACCAAACAACCAACCAACCAACCUACAGGGAUCACACAGAAAGAAGCAGGCAUGGAGACUGGACGUGUUUUAUGGCUGGUCAUCGCUACCAUUAUGAUACUAGGCUUUUCACAGGCCAGAUACAUCAAACAGCGGGAAUUCCACUGGCGAGCAUGAUAUAAACGCGUACCCAUGUCUACAAGAGACAAGACUUCGUUAGUGAAGUGUAGACGUAAAACACCUCAACCAACCAACCAACCUACAGGGAACACAGAAAGAAGCAGGCAUGGAGACUGGACAUAUUUUAUGGCUGGGCAUCGCUACCAUUAUGAUACUAGGCUUUUCACAGGCCAGAUACAUAGUCAAUGAGGCAGCAGUGUCAGGCGAAACUUACAAACUAGAAAUCAACAAACGAAAAGUAGAAGAUGACGCAUCCAUAAUGACGACAUACGACCAAAUAUUUGAAGGCAUUUUAGAGAAUGAUGUAACGAUGACAGACGAAGAUUACAUACCAGUAGUCAACGAGCAAUCAGUAAAGGAUGUACAUGAGGCAGCGACUACAACCGACGGGGUCCUCCGCUCACCGAAAACCCUGAAAACCAUGAGAGUCCCAAGCUUGGUGAACCGUAGCCAUAACCAAGAAAGUCCAAAUGCGGACGAAGAAACGGCAAGAAAAGACAGGUGGAAUAUUCCAAGGAGAAAGACAGGACACCAUAUCGUAAAGAGAGACCCUCCCCAGUGGAUGACACUGCUGUAUGGUUAGUCAUAAAGUCACACACCAUAUCAUGAUCAUUAGAAUCAACUUAGUCCUAGUGAUCCUGCUUAGGGUUCAGCGGGAUGCAACUUCAGAUGAGCAAGGCAUUGCCAACCGGAGUCUCCAUAUGAGAAACAUUUGCGAAAUGCAAAUCCGAACUCUCCCGUCGUUCACAACCUGAGUUACAGUAUCGGAGAAAUGCGUAAUGCAACUCCAGAUGAUCCAGGCAUUUACAACCGAGUUACCAUAUCGGAAAGUUUUACGGAAUGCAAAUCCGAACUCUCCCGUCGUUCACAACCUGAGUUACAGCAUCGGAAAAAUGUGUAAUGCAACUCAAGAUGGUGCAGACAUUUACAACCGGAGUUACCAUAUUGGAGUAUCCGACUUACCCGGGGUUCACAACCGGAGUAAAGACAGUAGAAACAGAGCUGUCUUCUGGUGGGGACGGAUAGGAGUCACUCCAAGUCAGGUUUAUUCCAGUUUUCUGGUAGUCUUGAUCCCGAGUCGUUGAGAUACUAUAUUUGUAUCAAACUAAUGUGGAAAGCAACUUCGGUUUUCUCCACAACCAGAAUUAGGGAGAAAACAACUGAAAUACGUUCACGUAUCAUUCAGAGGCUAGCGGGAACGAAACGAGCCUGUUUUCUGCAACCCGCCGUCACAUCUCCGAAUCCGGUAGGAAGCGAAAAGGUAUGGAGGUACUUUUCCCAUUUCUCUAAAUGGUCACGUGUUCCAGAGUGAAGCAAGUUACGAGGAACGUUUAUUUCCGACUCAAGUUCUAGUUCUUGAAAAUCAUCGUUACUUUAAACUGUGCAGUCCAUCAGUGUAUAUCCAGACAAUGCUCACAAAAUGGUUUAUUUUGUCUGAUUAUGACAACGCACGUCCAAUAGUGUGUGACAGAUCGCUGGUAUGGACAUUGAUGUUAGACUCGUUUAUGUUGUUUGAUCUUAGUAACGUAUUUCUAUUACUGUGCAAACGGUCAAUGGAAAUAUAAAAAGGUGUGUUUUAAUCAAAAUAACACAAUAAAUACGUUGCUUCCAUUGUACUUGAUGUAGCGUGUCAUUACUUUUGUACAUUUCAACACUCAACAUGUUCAUUAUCCAGGUCCAAUGAGCUGGUAUCUUUCAUUUCCUCAUAAUAAACCUGUUUCAUACUAA
Mizuhopecten yessoensis (Yesso scallop) is the source of this 2217-nucleotide messenger RNA. RefSeq lists its product as uncharacterized. The record is from RefSeq and is a predicted model, not a curated record. The coding region runs from base 596 to 1072 and encodes 158 amino acids. Lineage: Eukaryota; Metazoa; Mollusca; Bivalvia; Pectinida; Pectinidae. The transcript is spliced from 6 exons.